Symbiodinium sp. CCMP2456 is the source of this 428-nucleotide messenger RNA. Lineage: Eukaryota; Dinophyceae; Suessiales; Symbiodiniaceae. The record is from the annotation of a GenBank genome assembly.
GUCGUCGCGGCGACCUGGCUGCCACCAUCGCAGCCAUCCUCCUCCAUCCCGAGGCCCUCGGUGGGGCAAGUCGUCGUGGAGCCCUGCGUGAGCCUUUGGUCAAGAUCGUGCACUUCCUUCGAGCUAUGGACUUUGAAGACGCCGCUGGACGCGAGAUCAUGUUCGAGGAACUCCAGGAACUCAUUGGCCAAGGGCCGUUUGGCUCUCCAUCUGUCUUCAACUUCUACCGCGCGGACUUCCAGUCAAACACCAUGUGUCAAAGAUUUCAGCAAUUCGACGGCGCACCUCCUUCGUCUGCCGGCAGAUGCAGUGGCUCCGGAGGCACAGAUCAUGGAUGCCAGCUUGGUCGAAGGCAACAAUCAGGAUGCCGGUCGUGGUCGGAUGAUCCCAGAAUAUCCCUGGGAGAAUGUCCUUAUGCCUAUUGCUGA